AUGGCGGCGAGCGGCGCGGCGCGGGGCCGGAGCCGCUCGGACACCGCCGGCCCCGCUCGCCCGGCCCGGCCACGGCCACGGCCACGGCCACGGCACCGGCACCGGGCCCGGCGCUCCGCGGAGGCGGCCCCGGCAGCCGACCCCGCACAGCCCGCGGGGGAAACAGCCGACACGGCGAGCCCGUGUUCAUCACAUGAAGCUGCUGAAGGACAACCUGCAAAGAGGAUGAAAUAUGAAGAAAGCGUUCUAAAAUCAGAACUAGAGGUAUUCACGUGUGAAAGUGGAAACCUUGCUGCACUGGGGGAAACACCUAAAGCGUCUGAUGGGGAUGGAGGUUCAGAAGAUCCAAGAGAUAGCAGUAUAAUCCAACAGGAAAAAGAUGAAAGCAUUCCAGAGACUGAUGAAGAGAAGCAGGAGAAGGAGCAUGGUGUUUCUCUGGGGCCACACGCUGUGAAUUCCAGCGGUGCUCCAUUAAAACUGAGUGGAUAUCUGCACCACUAUCAUGUGUUCAGCGAAGAGGAGAGCAGCUGUGGGAGCUUUGACGGGGCCACCUCGGAGGACACAGAUCACCCGCGGAGGCAGAUGUUCCUGGAGCACAGCAGCGGCCUCUCGGAUGAGGACAGCAACCAGCCCAUGCCAGUGCACCGCUUCUUCGGAGAUGUUGAACUGCAUCUCCCAGCAGUUGUGCUCCCGAGCGUGACGAGGAGCAGGCGAGAAGCCAGGAAGCUCCAUUUCAUUGCAAAAGAAGAUGAUGAAGAUGAGGAGGAGGAUGAUGUCUAACAACAAACUGCAAACAAAUUAAACGGUUCUUCUUUCUCUUUCUGACCACAUGGCAAUGGCUGUGUCGGUAACAUGAGGUGUCUGUUUGCCUUUUCUCAGGGAGACAACUGGGAGAGUUUGUUUAGCUGGAAUUGGUAGAUACAGUAUUCCACUGAUUAUCUGGGGAAAAUACUGAAUUUUCAGUUAUUUGAAAAUAAAGUAUAAUUUAUCACUUUAGCACUGAUAUUUCAGAAAAAAAAAAAAAACCAAAACCCAGGGAAUAUAGAAGUUCUUAUGGCUUUUUUGUAAAUUUCAGCCUCUUGAGAAAGUAUUUGGUUUCACUCCUUUUUUUUUUUCCAAAUAGUCAAGGAAAGGAUGCUGGAGCAAGGUUCUUUUUCUUUUAAUUCUGCAAUGUCUGUGGCAUCCAGGUAAUAAAGGAGAGCAAACUAACUCCCUAGUAUAAAGAAGGUCAAGGGUCUUCCUUGUGUGGGUUGUUUACACCUAACCCAGGACCAAUUAAACCUCUAAAAUGCAGUUCUGCUGGCAAAAUGAAAUGCAGGAUGUCAGAAUGGAUUCAGUGUGCUCAUCUCUGCGAGUUCAGCACGUUUGCAUUGCAUGUCAGCUCCCCAAACACCCACCCUGUGAUGCUGCCUCCUCCCUCCACCUACUGCUCUUAAGUGUUGUCCUUUGUUGAUUUCCAACUGGUUUUCAGCAGGGAUUUUGGAAAGAAAUGCUUUGGUGGUGAUACACAACGAAUACCAUCCCUUGGAUUUGAUGGACAGAGGAAGAUUGCUAAGGCUGUGAGGCAGCCACCUCUGCAUGUUAAAGAAAAAAAAAGGGGGCAACCUAAGCCAAUUCCAGGAACUGUUAAUUCACCCAGUGUUUGUGGGAAUAUUUCUUUGAAAGUGUGAUUAUGCAAUAAGCUUCUAGAUAUUUAUUGUUAUAGCUCCUUCUAUGUUUCUAAAAAUGGAGAGAAAAUGUUAUCAGCAGAUGGUUUAAAUAAAUAUUAAUUUCUACAGCUA
This is a messenger RNA of Lonchura striata (white-rumped munia), 1781 nucleotides long. It is a transcript of the gene C21H1orf174, whose product is annotated as chromosome 21 C1orf174 homolog. NCBI's taxonomy places the organism in Eukaryota, Metazoa, Chordata, Aves, Passeriformes, Estrildidae. The record is from RefSeq and is a predicted model, not a curated record.